Kickxella alabastrina is the source of this 1210-nucleotide messenger RNA. RefSeq names its product Arv1-like family-domain-containing protein. The record is from RefSeq and is a predicted model, not a curated record. The coding region runs from base 355 to 1197 and encodes 280 amino acids. NCBI's taxonomy places the organism in Eukaryota, Fungi, Kickxellomycota, Kickxellomycetes, Kickxellales, Kickxellaceae. Gene Ontology annotation, biological process: regulation of plasma membrane sterol distribution; sterol metabolic process; sphingolipid metabolic process. The transcript has a single exon. Gene Ontology annotation, cellular component: Golgi apparatus; cortical endoplasmic reticulum.
UUUGUUUUCUUGGGGCCGAAUAAAAUGCUUCAAAACUCGAUUAUUCUUCCAGCAAGCCAAUACGUGCACACAUUGAUAUGUACGCUUAGUGCAACUUCAGUCAGGAUACUCGGUGACGACACGGAUGUCAUCAGCUGCAACCGAAUGGGCUGCGAGUGUCAUGUCUUGGAUGACCCACAGCGGCGAGUGCUGUUUGCCCUGGUGGUCAUCCUGGUUCUGACAGCAGUGGCACUAACGUUUGGACCACGUAAGCACGCAGCUCGAGAUCAGUUGGAUCCGCUCUCUGAUAAGCCACAACCAACUCGUGUUUUUUUUCUGUACGCACACAUGAACUAAUGCCAAGAAACUGGUUGAAUGCCCUCCCCACCCUUGGUAUUCAAUCAAAAUGCAUUUUGCGCAAAAAAUGUAGAGACACCGCAGUCCCCACUGAUGGCCGAGUCGCCCUCAGCAUCAGGAGAAGCGUCUACGACAACAGUCAGGCAGAUCUGCAUCGAAUGCGGGUUCCCAGUAGCCAGUCUAUACACCGAAUAUGGCGUCGAGCACAUCCGACUAACGCAGUGCGAGAACUGCAAGAGCUUUGCAGACAAGUACGUUGAGCACGAUGUCAUAAUAAUGUUCAUCGACAUGCUCCUACACAAACCACAGGUAUACCGACACCUUCUGGUCAACAAGCUCGAAUUCCGCCAUGCCUUUAUCGAGAAGAACGUGGGCAAACUGGGCAUACUCCUGAUACUCUUCAGCGUGUACAUUGAUUGGUUCCGGCUGGAGGAGGGCGGGCGGCUGCGCGGGCAGAGCGAAUUGUUGUUUGAGAAGCAGCAUUCGUUUGCAUUGCAGUAUUUGUUUAUUUUGGUCUUGUCUGCGAUUGAUGCAGCGGCGUUGCUCGUGGGGAUUUUGCUCGCGUCGGUUAUUCACCAGAGGUCGUUUAGGCAGGCUAGGUGGUGGGCGACUAUUUCGACAGCAUUGAUUAUUUCGGGAUUCGGCAAGGUGCUGAUGCUUCUGCUAGUUAUCUGGGAGUACAACGAGUCGUAUUACCCAUGGCUGCUUGAUUUUUUAGUGUUCACCUCGCACUCGACGGCAAUCUCUGUGCUAUUUGACAUUAAUGUUCUGUGGGCCAGCCUCGUGGUUGUGUUCAGCACGGCUGUCAAGCAGCUUGUGCACCUAAUGGCACUCACUGUGUCUUCGUUUUUAUUUGCAUAAACCCAUCCAAACA